Messenger RNA from Mucor mucedo, 642 nucleotides. RefSeq lists its product as uncharacterized. The coding region runs from base 173 to 499 and encodes 108 amino acids. NCBI's taxonomy places the organism in Eukaryota, Fungi, Mucoromycota, Mucoromycetes, Mucorales, Mucoraceae. The record is from RefSeq and is a predicted model, not a curated record. The transcript is spliced from 3 exons.
CUAGGAAGUUCAGUCCGAUCAUGAACAAAUCCAUCGGGUUAAAAGCAAAAUUUGCUGAAAUCGAUAAGGUUAAGGUUGUGAAUAAUACCGAGCGUGCUCAGAAGGAAGUUUUUCGAUUAUCUUUUUCGUUUCAUUCUUUUUAAGCUUAAAUCAACACACCAACAAGCCAGGCAUGUUUUCAAGUGCCAAUAUUAAGUCUUACUCCGAAGAAGACUUUAAGCUUAAAUCUUGGUCAUUUAUACUGGAGGAAAUCUUUGGAUAUGGAAACAUAAACUUGAAAUGGGGAGAUACGAUACCUGGCUUCUUAAGCAAAUCAAGUAUCACAUCUAAAUUAGAUCUUCGUGUGAGUGCUCCUUCAGUCUCUUCAGAUCUUUCAGAUCUCUCAUUGACGGAAUUCGCUAAGAAAUGCACCUCCAGUAAGUACUAUUUGGAUAAGCUCAAGCUGGUAUUGUUGUCUAAACUCCACUUGAAUUCCCUCCUACAAGAAGACAUCAUGUAACCCAUCGGAUGCAUAUAUGCCUCUCAUGCAAAUUAUGGGAUUUGACGGCCAUCUUCUUCAUCUCGUCUUAUUAAAGCCCAAGCAGUAUAUGUUGGUUAAUGUUGCCACGUUCUCAUACCCUGCCACUAAAAGCCAAGUCAAGG